GGUGGGUGCGGUUUUCCUGCUUGACUUCCUGGUCAGAUGACCCGUGUCAAGCUAUCACGAAGCAGUCGCAGCGGUCGCGACGGAAGCUCGGCUAGCAUCCACAAUGGUCCUCUCCUUGGACAUCAUUCCAUGAAACCUCAUCCAAAACUGACAUCUUAAAGCCCGCUUUGCUUAUGUGUUUACUGGAAACGUCCACGGACUGAAAGACCUGAAAGGUUCCAGUUGUGGUGCCAAAAUCAGACGUGGAGAAAGCAACUGUUUCUAAACUGAACUGAACUGGACUCAAUGAGGGAGCCCGAUCGGGAGGAGCAGCAGCAACUUGACGACAACAUGCCCCCCAAGUUUAAGAGACAUCUCAACGAUGAUGAGGUCACGGGAUCAGUUCGCAGCGAGAGGAGGAACCUGCUGGAGGAAGAUUCAGAUGAGGAAGAAGACUUUUUUCUACGUGGCCCGACAGGACCGCGAUUGGGAGGGCCAAAUGAUAAACUCAAGCAUGUGCAGUCGCAGGUGGACGAAGUGAUCGACGUGAUGCAGGAGAACAUCUCCAAAGUGAUCGAGAGGGGCGAGCGCCUCGACGACCUGCAGGACAAGUCGGAGAGUCUUUCAGACAAUGCGUCGGCCUUCAGCAGCCGGGCCAAACAUUUGCACAGGAGGAUGUUAUGGCGGAACAUGAAGAUGAAGAUGAUCAUCGCUCUGGUCGUGGUGGGUCUCCUGCUCAUUAUCAUCGUUCCAGUGAUCCUGCGGUAUCGCUAGUGUCCGAGGAGCAGGAGGGCGACGGGCUACCCUCCACCCUCUUCUUCCUCGGCAUCUCUUCCCAGGGUCCUUCUAUCCGAUUGUUGGGGGGGAGGGCGCCGGACGACCCAACUCCUUCAGCAAUCAUCACUAAGGUCGGCCGCCUUCAUCCCGCUUUGGAGUUUUAGAAAGCGUAGAGUCGGUUAUGUUUGGACGCGUCUGUCUUCACGCCAAGUAGUAGAAUUCAGUGUGUGUCGUUAAUCAUGUAACCUGCCAAUCUGUUUAACCGAGGAGAGGAAGACUGUACAGGAAACCACAACGGAGGACAUUUGCUUUUAUUCUUCUUCAUACUCUUUACUACAAGAAGACUUUAGCCUCCAUCAUGGAAGUGACCCUUCUCUGUCCACCCAUCACUGGACUGCAAGUGUAUUUGCAACACUGGAAAAUGAAAAGGGAAAGUGUGUGUACAGAACUGAAUCAUCAAACCAUUACAAUGCUUUUUACAAAGUCCCAUCAUUAUCCUCCUAGUCGCUGAUGGACAGGGUCAAAACCAAAACUUCCAUGUCAUGAAUGUCUCUAGGCCGAUGUGGUCAACCCCGACCCACUCAUUUGGUUCUGUUAGGUCCUGUGGUGUUUCUCUCUCUCCCCCCACCUUAUUUAUUAUUUUGUUUUGCUGAGCGCAACACUUGUGUUGUAUGAAGGCGAGGCGGACGUUUCAGCUUGCUUCUCUUGGCAUUCCGGAGGACGUUCUUAAAAGUGUAAAAUGGUGUGGACUCAACUACCCCUUGUGAUUUACUGUCUUCUUUAAUUUAUUAAAAGCUGUACAAAUUGAUUCUGUAACGCCGCCCUUUGCCGUAAGCAUUCCAAUCUUUAUUCCUCCCCUCCGUCUGAAAUAAACUGCUUAUAACAACCCGUGCCCUGGUAUGAUCUGGUUGAAGGAACCAACCAGAUAGGUUUGAUAGUUGGUGGGAAGGAAGAGGAAACAAACCCUUCAUAUACAUCCAUCUAUCCAUUUUCUUUGCCACUUAUCCUCACGAGGGUCGCGGGGAGUGCUGGAGCCUAUCCCAGCUGUCAACGGGCAAGAGGCGGGGUACACCCUGAACUUGUUGCCAGCCAAUCACAGGGCACAUUGAGACAAACAGCCACACCAAGGGGUAAUUUAGAGUGUCCAAUUAAUGUUGCAUGUUUUUGGGAUGUGGGAGGAAACCGAAGUACCCGGAGAAAAUCCACACAGGCACGGGAAGAACAUGCAAACUCCACACAGGCGGGUCUGGGAUUGAACCCAGGUCCUCAGAUCUGUGAGGCCAACGCGUUUCCAACUGAUCCACCGUGCUGCCCUAAAACAAAUCAAUACAACAAAAACACACUUUUACCCUUCUUUGGAAUCCAGUUUUAAACCAUUAAAAUAACAAAACAAAAAACAGCCAUUUUUCUUUGACAGACAUUUUUUGGGUCAUAUUUUGUUGUGAGAAGCCAAACGUUCAAUUUAACCCCUAAAAUGUUUACAUUUUCA
Messenger RNA from Syngnathoides biaculeatus (alligator pipefish), 2245 nucleotides. RefSeq names its product vesicle-associated membrane protein 4 (gene vamp4). Gene Ontology annotation, biological process: vesicle-mediated transport; Golgi ribbon formation. The transcript is spliced from 9 exons. The record is from RefSeq and is a predicted model, not a curated record. Lineage: Eukaryota; Metazoa; Chordata; Actinopteri; Syngnathiformes; Syngnathidae. Gene Ontology annotation, cellular component: membrane. The coding region runs from base 286 to 753 and encodes 155 amino acids.